AUGCCAUCCGUUUCCCAGGAGAAACGUGACUAUGAGGAUCGCCUCAACGGCUGCCUCACGAAGUACAGCCGUGUGCUCUUCUGCCUGAUGGACAAUGUUCGCUCGCAGCAGGUGCACGGUGUACGCCGUGAUCUCCGCGGUAAGGGUGAGCUGGUGAUGGGAAAGAAGACGUUGCAGAAGAAGAUCGUGGAGAAGCGCGCUGAGGGCAACAAGGCCACAGAUGCUGAUAAGCUGUUCCACCAGGUUUGCACCGAUAAGCAGCUUCUGUGUGGCAACACAUCGAUGAUAUUCACGAACAGCGAAGUGUCUGAUAUCACCAGCGUGUUGGACAGCCACCGUGUUCAGGCGCCUGCGCGUGUUGGUGCCAUUGCCCCAUGUGAUGUUAUUGUGCCCGCCGGUAACACGGGUAUGGAGCCGAAGGCAACGGCGUUCUUCCAAGCGUUGAACAUCGCGACGAAGAUUUCCAAGGGUACUGUGGAGAUUGUGAGCGACAAGAAGGUACUGAGCACUGGUGACAAGGUGGAUAACUCCACGGCGACGCUGCUGCAGAAGCUCGACAUCUCACCUUUCUAUUACCAGGUCGAGGUGCAAUCCGUGUGGGACCGCGGUGUGCUGUUUACCCGUGAAGAUCUCUCCGUCACCGAUGCGGUUGUGGAGAAGUACCUCCUCGAAGGAAUCAGCAACAUCAGCGCUAUGUCACUGGGUGCUGGUAUCCCAACUGCCGCUACACUGCCGCACAUGAUUGUCGACGCCUUCAAGACUCUUCUCGGCGCCUCCGUUGCCACGAAUUACGAGUUUGAGGAAUACGACGGAAAGAACCUGCGCACAGCCGCCUUGGAGGGUAAACUCGGUGGUGGCGAAGCUGCUGCCCCCGCCGCUGCCGCUGCUGCCGCCGCCCCCGCCGCCGCUCCCGCUGCCGCCGCAGCUGAGGAGGAGGAGGAUGAUGAUGACUUUGGCAUGGGUGCUCUCUUCUAG
Molecule: messenger RNA, 975 nt
Organism: Trypanosoma brucei brucei TREU927
Lineage: Eukaryota; Euglenozoa; Kinetoplastea; Trypanosomatida; Trypanosomatidae
Product: 60S acidic ribosomal subunit protein, putative
Exons: 1
Coding region: 1-975 (324 amino acids)
Biological process (GO): ribosome biogenesis; cytoplasmic translation; ribosomal large subunit assembly
Cellular component (GO): cytosolic large ribosomal subunit
Molecular function (GO): structural constituent of ribosome; large ribosomal subunit rRNA binding
Source: RefSeq, a predicted model, not a curated record